Manis pentadactyla (Chinese pangolin) is the source of this 2574-nucleotide messenger RNA. Its product is annotated as zinc finger protein 555-like. Bases 889 to 2439 code for a protein of 516 amino acids. The record is from RefSeq and is a predicted model, not a curated record. The transcript is spliced from 2 exons. Gene Ontology annotation, biological process: regulation of transcription by RNA polymerase II. NCBI's taxonomy places the organism in Eukaryota, Metazoa, Chordata, Mammalia, Pholidota, Manidae. Gene Ontology annotation, cellular component: nucleus. Gene Ontology annotation, molecular function: DNA-binding transcription activator activity, RNA polymerase II-specific; RNA polymerase II cis-regulatory region sequence-specific DNA binding.
UGUGGGCUCGGACACUGCCCAAUCAGGAGCACCAGGGGCGGGUCUCGAAAAGCUGUCCAACCAAAGGCCCCGGGAGGAGGGGUACCCGGAGCAUCACCCAAUAAGGGUGCAGCGCCCCAGAGGGCCGCGCAAUCAUAUCGCGGGAUCUCAGAGCUUCGGCCAGUUAGGGCCGGAGGCGGGUGCGCUCCCGCUGCGUGGCCGUUUCUCUGGGCCGCAGCGUCUGCUGUGAGCGCCCAGCCCGUGCGGACCUAGGUGAGCCGUCCGCCCCUCUCACCUGCCGGGACACCAGGGCCUCCGGGAGGGCCCGGAGCGGGGCCGCGAGAUGAUGAUGAGACUCAAUUUAAGGCCACUGAGUCAGUUUCCCUGCAGGAUAUUUAUGGGAAUAAUAUAUCCAAGGAACAUAAAACAGCAAAGUUCACCAAAAACAAUUUCUGGGCCUCUGUUUUAGGAAAAAAUUGGGAAGAACUUAGCAUUGAAGAUCUCCACAAAGACCAUGGGAGACACCUCAGGUGAGUUGCACUCGUAAGGGAAAGCAGUAUUCCAGAGAAAAUCGAAGUCGUGAAAUUUAAAAAGCAAAAAAAACAAAAAAACCCAUAGAAGCCUAGACCACAUUUGUUUAUUCACAGAUUUCCCCUCCCCCCAAAAAAACUUAAAUGUAAAUGUUGAGUGUUAGAAACAUAUUUCAAUUGAAAAUAAUUAUAAGGAAAGCUCCUGUUUGAGAAACCCUCUUCUAAUAAUGGCUGUGAUCAUGGCUUCUUCGGUGGCAUUCCAUUUAUUGGACUUUAAACCAAGUCAGAUAAGGUAGAAAACCUACACAUUCUCUGAAAUUGGUGAAAAUGUAAUCCUAAUCCUAAUAAAUAUUAAAUCGUUAAUCAAACCUUUGAUAACAUGCUUCUGGUUUUUGACAGAAAUCACGUGGUGGAGAGACUCUAUAAAAGUAAUGGUCCAUGUGGGGAGGGCUCUAGUCAGAUUCCCAAUCUCAGCCUGUACCAGAAAACUUUGACUGGAGUAAAACAGCACGAGCACAGUGCAUUUGGCACUCGACACAGACUAUGCCAGUGUCAGCAGUGCCGGCAGGCCUACAGUCGUCGUCCACACCCAAGAGCACAUGUGAGAACCCACAAUGGAGAGAGACCCUACGUGUGUAAAUUAUGUGGGAAAACCUUUCCUCGUACUUCUUCCCUCAACCGGCAUGUAAGAAUUCACACGGCUGAGAAAACCUACAGGUGUCAGCAGUGUGGGAAAGCCUUCAUUGAUUUCUCCAGUCUCAGCAGCCAUAUGAGAACUCACACAGGCGAGAAGCCCUACAAAUGCAAGGAGUGUGGGAAGGCCUUCAGUUACUCCUCCACAUUCAGAAGGCACACAGUCACUCACACUGGGGAGAAGCCCUACAAAUGCAAGGAGUGUGGGGAGGCCUUCAGUUACUCCUCCACAUUCCGGCGACAUGUGAUAUCACACACCGGGGAGACACCCCAUAAAUGUAAGGAAUGUGGGGAAGCCUUCAGUUACUCCUCAGCUUUUCUAAGGCACAUGAUCACACACACUGGGGAGAAGCCCUAUGAGUGUAAACAGUGUGGGAAAACCUUCAUUUAUCUCCAGUCCUUUCGAAGGCAUGAAAGGAUUCACACUGGGGAGAAGCCCUAUGAAUGUAGCCACUGUGGGAAAGCCUUCAUUUAUCCCCAGUCCUUUCGAAGGCAUGAAAGGAUUCACACUGGGGAGAAGCCCUAUGAAUGUAGCCACUGUGGGAAGGCUUUCGGCCACCCCUCAUCCUUCCAAGGACACCUGCGUUUGCACACUGGGGAGAAACCCUACAAGUGCCACCAAUGCGGGAGGACCUUCAACUGGCCCAUAUCCUUACGAAAACACAUGCGUACCCACACCAGAGAGAAGCCCUAUGAGUGCAAGCAGUGUGGGAAGGCCUUCAACUUGUCGGCUUGCUUUCGAGACCACGUGAGGAUGCAUCCCGGAGAUGAAGCAUUUGAAUGCAAGCUGUGUGGAAAAGCUUUCUAUUGCCACACAUACUUACAAAAACACAUGAGAAGGCACACUGCAGAGAAGCUCUAUGAGUGCAAGCAAUGUGGGAAAGCCUUCAGCUGGCCUGAACUUUUGCAGCAGCACGUGUGGACACACACCACAGGGAAGCUCUGUGAAUGCAAGGAAUGUGGGAAAGUCUUCAAGUGGCCCUCAUCCUUGCCGAUUCACAUGAGGAUUCAUACGGGAGAGAAACCCUAUGAGUGCAAGCAGUGCGGGAAGGCCUUCAGAUUUUCCUCCUCCUCAAGAAGACACAUGAGAACACACACUACAGAAAAACACAGCCCGUGUCAUCCAGGAAAUGCUGCUUCUGGUGAAUUCAUGCCCAGUGCCCCAGAAAGUUCACAUCAGGAGAGAAAUCUUAGAAAAGUCAUAAAUGUAUCACCUGUAUUCGUUGCUCAUCAUUAAAGUAGACCCAUAGGAAGUGUAUUUCCUGUUCUUUUGCACAUAAACAGGUAAAAACUCCAAGUACUCUUAGUGAGGCUAAAUUUGGCAGGUAGUGUUCUCUACAUUUCAAUAAAUAAAACGUUUAUCUUUACAGUU